This is a messenger RNA of Prinia subflava (tawny-flanked prinia), 3462 nucleotides long. It is a transcript of the gene CEP104, whose product is annotated as centrosomal protein 104. Bases 190 to 3021 code for a protein of 943 amino acids. The transcript has 22 exons. Gene Ontology annotation, cellular component: cilium. NCBI's taxonomy places the organism in Eukaryota, Metazoa, Chordata, Aves, Passeriformes, Cisticolidae. The record is from RefSeq and is a predicted model, not a curated record.
CCCGGCCCGGCCUGGCCCGGCUCGGUGCGGUGCUUACCCCGCCCUCCGCUCUCCCUCCGCCCUGGGCAGCCCCCCCGAGGUCCCGCCAGGCCCCCGCGGGCUUUGUCCGCCGCCCGUCCCGGCUGUGCCCCCGGAACGGGAUGCAUUUAAGCUUGAAGGCCGUGGCUGUGACCAGCUCAGCUCCCCAGGAUGCCGCACAAGAUCGGUUUCACCGUGGUCAGUUCGUCAGGACACGAGGAUGGGUUCAGUGCUCGGGAGCUGAUGGUUCACGCGCCGACAGUGAGCGGGUGGCGAUCGCCCAGGCUCUGUCAGUACCCCCAGGAAAUCAUCCUGCAGUUGGUGGAGAGGUGUCGGAUCAGGAAGCUGCAGCUGCUCGCUCACCAGUACAUGAUUGCAAGCAAAAUUGAGUUCUACAUCAGUGAAAGUCUGCCUGAAUACUUUGCUCCCUAUCAGUCAGAGAGGUUUCAGAGACUUGGUUAUGUCCCUCUCUCAGACAAUGAGAAGACUGAUUUCAGAGCUCGAGAGUUGAAAUCUGUGUACAUGGAUGCAGUUGGCCAGUACCUGAAGCUGAUUUUCCAUAAAAAUUAUGUCAAUAAAUACAACUUAUAUGGGCAGGUUGCCCUGGUAGCUGUGAACAUCAUUGGGGAUCCAGCAGACUAUGGCAAUGACAGCAUGAGCAGUCCUUCCAGAGAGAAGCUGAUAGAUCACUACUUGGGAAUGAAAUCAGAUGACCCUGCCUUAGAUGGAACUUACCUUGGGAAACGUGACUCCAUUUCACCUCUGGACGAUUUGGCCUUUGACAUGUACCAGGACCCAGAAGUGGCUCAGAUAAUCCGGAGGCUGGAUGAGAAGAAGAGGGAAGCUGUGCGUCUCGAGUGCUACGACCAUGCCAAGAAGCUCAAACAGGCCAUUGCAGACUUGCAGAAGGUGGGCGAGCGGCUGGGCCGGUACGAGGUGGAGAAGCGUUACGCUGUAGAGAAGGAGGAUUAUGACCUUGCCAAGAAAAAGAAGGAGCAGAUGGAUGAGUACAGGCUGAAGGUAUACCAACAGCUGGAGCUGCACGACCUCCUGGAUGCACAGCUGAUCCGAAAAUCACUCGAGCUGCCUUUGAGAUCUGUGAGCGGCACUGAGAGCCCCCAGAGGUCCCCUCCUGAGCCUGCAGACCCACCCCAAGGAGAGCCCCACAGGGCAGAGCCUGUGCUGGAAGAGGAGUUGGUGGAUCCCACUUCUUCUGAGCCUGUUGUUUCCUACCAGUCCCUUCUCUCUCCUCGGACUCAACCCACAACCUCCAAGGAAGUGUUUUCCAAGGAAAAUAUUGAAUUUUUACCUUACGAUGAGAGACCUCUCCCAACCAUCUGCAAGCAGGUGGAUGAAGCUGUGUCCAGCUUUGAGCCAGAGGUGCCUGAAGAGGACAUGGGUGAUGCUCCAAGGACUGGCAAUGCUGGGGAACCCGAACCACUCAUGGAGAAGGCACUGAGGGAAGCCAGCCCUGUUGUGGAAGUUUUUGGAGAGGCUUUGGUUUCAGGAGCCUAUUCCAGAACUUGGUCAUGUCGAGAAGAUGCUUUGCUGACUGUGUACAAGAUGCUGAUGGAAGUGCCAGUGGACACUCCAAAGGAGGAUUUAAGGAACAUGCUGAGAGCUGCUGUUUUCCUUGUGAGGAGGGCCAUCAAAGACACCGUGUCUUCAGUUUUUCACGCUUCCCUGAAACUUCUAAAAAUGAUCAUUACCCAAUAUAUACCAAAACACAAACUAGGAAAGCUAGAAACUUCUCAUUGUGUGGAAAAAACCCUGCCACAUUUGCUUUCUAGAACAGGAGACUCUUCAUCCCGUCUUCGUCUUCAGGCUUCAGCCUUCAUCCAGGAAAUAGCACUGUGCACUGAAGUAAAACCUCUCCAGAUUAUUCCAGUCCACCUGGUUAAACCAUUGAAACCAAACUCCCCAACACACCUGGCAAUGAGUCACGUGGAAUUGGUGGAAUCUCUCUUGGAAGCCAUGGGGACUGAAAACUCUGGGUUUACUGUCAACAAUGUCAUGAAGUUUGCCAGGGAGGCUCUGGAGCACAGGGCCCACGAGGUGCGUGAGGUGGUGCUGCGGAUCAUCUUUGCCAUGUACAGGGAGCACAGGGCAGCCGUGCUGGAGUUCUUCCCUCUGGACGAUGCCGGCGCCCGCAAGACCAUGCGCUACAAAACGCUCCUUGAGGGGUUUGCCAAAAUCGAUGGGAAAUCUUCUGGAACUGAAGUGAGGGCACAGAGAAAAGCAGCAACAGAAGCAGAGAAACGGAAGAGUGAAGAAAUGAAAGUUCUAAAAGGCCACCCAGCAGCUCUAAAGUUAGAGUUAGAAGCAGAGGUUGAAGCUGAAGAGGAGAAAGAAUCUGAUUUUCCAAAGCCAGAGAAUCAAGAUUACCAGGUAUAUGAAAGCCCCCGGGCUACAGCAGCAGAGAUUCAGGAGGAACUUUCCUCUGUUGCAAAUUACCUGGAUAACUUGUGUAUUUUUUGUGGUGAAAGGAGCGAGUCCUUCACAGAGGAAGGGUUGGAUCUGCAUUACUGGAAGCACUGUGCCAUGUUAACCCGAUGUGAGCACUGCAAACAGAUGCUGGAGAUUGCCAGCCUGACGGAGCACCUGCUGAGUGACUGUGACAAAAGGGACAGCUUUGGGAAGUGCCCACGCUGCAGAGAGGCUGUGCCCAAGGACGAGCUGCCCAGACACAUAAAGAGCAGGAUUUGCCAUCCUGCCAAACCAGAAAAUGUGGCAAACCAUUGCCCUUUGUGCCAUGAGAACUUUCCCCCUGGAGAAGAGGCCUGGAGAUGUCACCUGAUGGACAAAGAUGGCUGUAAAAUGAACCAACGGAGGACAUCCUGCAUGAACAAAACCAUUCUGGUGCAACCUGCCAAAAUAGGUGGUCACUAUUUAAAGAAAUCGAAUCCUUCAGGAGCAAAGUUGCAACCUCCUUCAAUAGGAAGCAAGAUCAGAGCCCGAGGGGGCUCAAAUAAAAGCACUGGCAAAACAUACUCAAAGCGAUGACAGGACAAGUAUUUCUUCCUUUGUCUGAGUAACUGGGCACGUGGCUGUUCAGAGCUGUUUCAAAAUUGUGGGCAACUUGUAUCAUAUUUUGUGUGGGCUGUUUUUAGCCUUGUGCCUGGUGUGAUCCCCACGCUGUCACUGCAGCACCAGGCUUUGCUCCUAGGAAUGCUCAUGUUGGAAAUACCAAAUGUUCUGGACAAAACCAUUAUUUUGACAGAUAACUGCUCUCUUUUCCAAUCCCAUGUCUGUAAUUUAAUGGGUUCAAGCACAUUAAUUAUGUCAGGGGAGAAUAAUCUCUUCCCUAAGUGCUUGAGGAACAGGAGCCACAUGUGGGGGAAGCCUGGCCUCGUGUGUAUGUCAGAUUUAGGGUUCUAAAGGCAGCAGAGCUGUACCCAAAGCACAGCUCAAUCCCAGGAAUUAGCACCAAAUGGAAAAGCCCAG